AUGGGUCUUUCCGAGAUUAUGAAAGCCGCCUUCGACUACAUGUUCGGGCUGCAACUCAAGACGCAACCACUUGAAGAAGACCAUGGAGGGCACACGCCCACCCUAGGUGGCAUAUCGCACGCUUUCGAUGAGGAAUGGGAAACGAUGGCGCUCCCGCAUCCCUUCUUCUCGCUCACGGGCCAAGUCCCGGCGCACAUCAUUUCGACAUGGCGAUGA
Molecule: messenger RNA, 216 nt
Organism: Trametes versicolor FP-101664 SS1
Lineage: Eukaryota; Fungi; Basidiomycota; Agaricomycetes; Polyporales; Polyporaceae
Exons: 2
Coding region: 1-216 (71 amino acids)
Source: RefSeq, a predicted model, not a curated record